Lizanozyma spartinae is the source of this 1653-nucleotide messenger RNA. RefSeq lists its product as uncharacterized. Lineage: Eukaryota; Fungi; Ascomycota; Pichiomycetes; Serinales; Debaryomycetaceae. Gene Ontology annotation, cellular component: cytosol; plasma membrane; cytoplasm. The record is from RefSeq and is a predicted model, not a curated record. Gene Ontology annotation, molecular function: protein-macromolecule adaptor activity; ubiquitin protein ligase binding. Gene Ontology annotation, biological process: ubiquitin-dependent endocytosis. The transcript is spliced from 2 exons. The coding region runs from base 1 to 1653 and encodes 550 amino acids.
AUGCACGUCAUGUUCAAGAGUCGGUUGCCCGUGUUCGAGAUCAGGCUCAAUGGUGACCAUAAAGAUAUUGUCUUGAUCAAAGGAAACGAAUAUGAAUGCGAGAACAUACCUGUGGAAGGGUCUAUACGGCUAGAGCUUCCCGAGGACACCCAUGUCAAGCGAAUCAAGCUUAGUUUGGUAGGUGAAUACAACGUUGAGUUCUACGAAAGGGACUCUCAAGGGUUCAUAGUUGACUCCAUAAUAGAGCGACUCUGUGUGCUUAAAGUCAACUGGUCCAACUUGCUCUCCCUGGCAGACGGACGCUUCCUUUUUGGGAACUUUGGUGAUGAUAUCAUCAAGUACAUCCGUUUGAAGGACAUGGAGAAGAAAUCGCAUAGUCUUGAAGCGGCUUCAACUGACAGCUUGAUAUCUGCUGGUUCGAACGUCGUCAACCCCUAUGUGUUACGCAAUGGCACACCGUUCAGUACGCAACAGGAAGACUCCUCUUCCCAACAACAAUACUAUGUUCUUCCUAAGGGAACCUACGAGUUGCCCUUCAAUGUCUGUUUACCCUCAGAUACCCCCGAGUCAGUCGAGGGCUUACGAUGCGGUGAGAUCAGUUACCGUUUAAACUGCACCAUUGAACGAGGACGGUUCGAGAAAUCCAUCAAGUCCUCCAGACACGUUAGACUCAUUAGAACUCUACAUCCCUUGAGCAUGAACUUGAUCGACAGUAUUGACAUCACCAACAUGUGGCCUGGAAAGGCUCAGUACAAUGUGCAGUUGACGAGGAAGGGUAUGCCGUUGGGUGCAACUGUCCCCCUAACGUUUCUUAUUGUCCCCAUGGUCAAGGGCCUUGAGCUUGAGUCCUUGGACGCGGAACUUGUUCAGCACUACAGCACGCGCCACUCUAAGGGCAAGUCGCCAGUGUUUGAAGAGAUCUUGGGGAAACAGACACUCGAGUUCGACAAGAGCAAGUUUCAAACGGACAAAUGGGAAGUUUCAACUAACUUCAUGGUCCCUGAAAGUAUGAACAAGAUCACCCAGACGUGUAUCAUAAAGAAUGAUAUCGUUCUGGUGAAACACCGGCUUCGACUUACUAUAGUCAUGCGGAACAAGGAAGGCUACUCCAGCGAGUUGAGAGCUAACCUACCCGUAUUCUUAUACAUUAGUCCUCACGUGGGUCAAGUGCUUGCUAGACACUAUACCAUUGACCCUAAAGAUAACUCGUUUGUUCAUGAUCGAAAGAAGGAUUACAUCUUAUUCGAACAUGCCGCCAGCGAUGCUUCCGCGACGCCACAAGACCAAGAGGGUAUUGAGUUUGAGGAAGCGCCUCCUUUAUACCAAACCCAUAUCUACGAUCAAGUGGUUUCAAACGGUGGAAAUCAUAAUAACAAUAAUAUGAUGAGUCGCAGUGGGACACCGGUGCCCCAUGUUUCCGAAUCAAGCGCCCGUCUUGAUGAUUACUUUCUGUACCAAACAAGAUUGGGUGGAACCACGUCUCUGUUGCUGUUCUCUGCCGAAACUAUAUUAAGAGCUGCAGCUGGUGCAAGUCGUCGUUCCAUCCCUACAUAUGAUGAAGCAGUUACUAGAAGAUUGCCACAAGGUAGCGCCGAGGAUAUGGCUCCUUCAUACUCUGUUUCUAUGGCAGGAGGAAGCUCAACAGACAUAUAG